AUUGGAAUAUGCCUGAGCCGCAUUGCUCGUCCUCCUCCUGAAGGUGGCGGUAAUGAACCCAAAAAGUGGUUUGACACUGCUAGUUAAACUCGAAAAGAAGAAAACAAGAAGAAAAGGGAUUCGGUUAGCCGGACGUCGCUGGGCUAAGAGAAGAGCCACCGCGAAAGCUCUAUUUUGUCGCUCUUUAUUCUUUAUUCUCCUAUCAGCACACGUCUGUCGUCUAAUAGACAGACACUACAAAAAAAACAACGCUUCCUGUUGAGAUUCGCCAAAGUGGACUUUGUAGUUGUUAGCUUAGCUAAGCCGAGCGUUUAACGUCAUCGUGUUCCCCCCCCCCCAAAAAACCAAAAUGUGUAAAGUGAAGAUGCUGAGGACGUUGGUGAAGCAGCGCCUGAACGUGGCCGUCGAGGAGGUCAUUGAACUGUUCGAGAGGACGAUCGCGGAGUACGAGAAGCAACUUUGUCGAAGCAAAGACGAGAACGAGCCACGACGACGGGACGAUGUUCCCAAUCUUCGUCUUCUGUCGUCCAAAGCAGAUAUGCAGCAGGUGCUGGUGGAGGGUCAAGCAGAAAAGGUUGCCUCUGAGAAGCAGGAGGAGCCAGUAAAGCCCCCCCACAUUAAAGAGGAAGAGGAGGACGUGUGGAGCCGUCAGGAUGGGCAGCAGCUGCAAGGGCUGGAGGAGGCCGACGUCACCGAGUUCACAUGGACCGGCGUGUAUGUGAAGAGCGAAGAUGACCAAGGUCAGUGCUCACAGCUCCGUCGCAGUCAAAGCGAGGAGAAGGCGAGUCGACACGAGACGACAGAAGCUGCCGGAAAACACUGCGAAGGGUCAGAAUCGGGCAACAUCGCGCCGCUCUCAGAUAUGGAUGACGCGAUGUCACACUCGUCCGACACCGAUCACAGCGACGACACCAAAGAAGCAUUGAGGACGAAGGAGACGUCGAGAGGGGCGCGUCACGCUGACAACAAACACUUUGACUGCCCGGAAUGUGGGAAAACGUUUACCAAUAAGAGCGUUUUGAAAAAUCACAUGGUAACGCACACCGGAGAGAAACCUUUUGUGUGCGCGGUUUGCGAUAAACGAUUCUCCUUGAAGCAUCACAUGAAGAGACACAUGAGAGUGCACGCGGGGGAGAAAGCUUUUUCCCCCUGCUCAAUUUGCGACAAAAGAUUCCGAGAUGAGGCCGCCGUGAAAGAGCACCUGAGAACACACACCGGGGAGAAACCCUUGUCACCCGGCAGCUCACGGCAACACGUAGCAGAAGCAGAUGGAGAUGGAGAACACGCAGACGACGCGCCGCUGUCAGAUGUGGACUACGUGAUGUCACAAUCUUCCGACACCGAGAACAGCGACGACGGCAAAGAGCUUUCGAAAACAAGAAAGCCGGCCGAGGUCGAUGCGACGUAUCACUCUGAAACCAAACUGUACAUUUGCACCGGAUGUGGCAAAACCUUUACCAACAAAAGUGUUCUCCGAAAUCACAUGGUAACGCACACAGGAGAGAAACCUUUCGCUUGCUCGGUGUGUGAUAAAAGAUUCUCCUUCAAGCAGAAUAUGAGGAGACACAUGGCGAUACACACGGGGGAGAAACCCCACUCCUGUCCGUUUUGCGAUAAAAGAUUCUACGAUAAGUUUGAAAUGAAGAGACACAUGCUGACGCACACGGCCGAGAAGCCUUUUGCGUGUUCGGAGUGCGCUAAAAGUUUCUCUCGUAGGUCGCAUUUCCGAAUGCACAUGAAAAAGCACACGGCGGAGAAACCGUCGACCUCCAGCAGCUCCGGUCAACACGUGCGAACAGAAGCCGACGCGGACCGAUGUGAGGAUCUCGCACAACCGGACAAGUCGGCUCCGCUGUCGGAUGUGGACGACGUGAUGUCGCAGUCUUCGGAAAUCGACCGCAGCGAUGAGCCCAAAGAGCCUUCUGAGACAAAUAAGAACUCCGAAGUCGAUGUGACGCAUCCUAACGACCACAAACAAUUUCACUGUUCCGUAUGUGAGAAAACCUUUGCCAACAAAGGAAGUUUGAAAACUCACAUGCUAACGCACACCGGAGAGAAACCUUUCGCUUGCCCGGUUUGCGACAAACGAUUCUCCAUAAAGCAGAAUAUGAAGAGACACAUGGCGAUACACACGGGGGAGAAACCUUACUCCUGCCCCGUGUGCGAGAAACGAUUCUACGUGGAGUUUGAAAUGAAACGACACAAGAGGAUACACACGGCCGAGAAACCUUUUACGUGUUCGCUUUGCGCUAAAAGUUUCUCUUGUAGCAAUUAUCUGACGCUGCACAUGAGCACGCACACGUCAGAGAAACCUUUCGCCUGUCCGGUUUGCGCUAAAAACUUUUCGCACAGAUCGUAUCUCAGACAACACAUGAAAAUACACGCUGCGGAGAAACCUUUCACGUGUUCCGUUUGCUCGAAAGGCUUCUCCAGCCGAGCGUAUCUCAGAAUACACAUGAGCGCGCACACCGGGGAGAAACUUUUUGCGUGUUCGGUUUGCGAUAAAGGUUUUUCCCGCAAAUCGCAAUUCAGAAAGCACAUGAGAAUACACACGGGGGAGAAGUUUGCUUGCGCGGUUUGCACGAGCAGUUUCACCAGUAUCGAACUUCUCAUAGCGCACAUGAGAACGCACAUGGAGGAGAACCCUUUGGCGUCCGGCAGCUCGACUCAACUGAUGACAACAGAAGCCGAUGGAGAACAAGCGGACGACUUGGCUCCCCUGUCGGAUAUGGACGACGUGAUGUCACACGCGUCUGACAGCGACGACGACGACGACGACGACGACGACGACGACGACGGAGAACAUUUGGAGACGAAUAAGAACUAGGGCCAAAUAGGGUGUCAAGUAGAGGUACGACAGUAAACCGACAACUCAUCCAUUAUGGAAUUAUGAUUAUGACUAUUUGGAUCAACGAUCAACGAUCAAUCUUCAGAAUUUCCGCCUCAACAGUAACUAUUACACCGUUUCUGUAGUCCUUUGUGUUUAUUCAAAAUGAGAGAUGUGGAAACAUCUGCUUUUAUUUUGGAAAACGAUCAAGAUUUUUGACAAUUUUCUGAUAUGUUAAAGAUAAAACGUGUUUGAAAUAAUGUUCUGAUUUUGAAUAAAGACAAAUUAAAACAUGCUGCUUCAUCAA
This is a messenger RNA of Phyllopteryx taeniolatus (common seadragon), 3134 nucleotides long. Its product is annotated as zinc finger protein 271-like. NCBI's taxonomy places the organism in Eukaryota, Metazoa, Chordata, Actinopteri, Syngnathiformes, Syngnathidae. The transcript is spliced from 2 exons. Bases 350 to 2827 code for a protein of 825 amino acids. The record is from RefSeq and is a predicted model, not a curated record.